Messenger RNA from Ruditapes philippinarum (Manila clam), 515 nucleotides. RefSeq lists its product as uncharacterized. The record is from RefSeq and is a predicted model, not a curated record. NCBI's taxonomy places the organism in Eukaryota, Metazoa, Mollusca, Bivalvia, Venerida, Veneridae. The transcript has 3 exons. The coding region runs from base 44 to 373 and encodes 109 amino acids.
CUUAGAUGGGAAUUCACUGGUUCAUUCCAAAGUAUUCGAAGCCAUGGAAACUAUAAAAUUCAAACUAUCAAUGCAGCAUAACUUAAUCCUCGUUUCCUCUAUGCUUAUCAUUUUAUGUGCAAUAAUUCCAAGUGUAUCAACACGACCAACAGACACGGAUAAUGGGGAUAACAUUAAACUUAGAAAACGCCCUUCACUUGCUAAUAUCAGACAUAGUAUUCACGAAUUGGAACAAAUUGAAAGAUACUACCAGCAACUUCUUAUACGAGGAUAUCUUCAAGAUAGUGAUCUUCGUCGAUUAGAACUUUUGCAAGAAUUUAUCGAGCUAUUGAGGAAUCGUUUACGUGCUCUUACUAUCCAGGAACAAAGCUAACAUUGAUGUACUCAAAUAGUGAAAUCAAUGAAACGUCGACAGAAAAUUUAGAUUAUAUAGUAGCCAAUUAUUGUGAUAUUUGUAUCAUAGUGCAAUCAUUUCAUAUGUCAUCUAUUUCAGUCAAGAAUUUCGCAAAUCUGAU